AUGGCGGACCCAAUCACCUCUUCAAUAGAGAUCGGCAUCUCAGUCGUCAAAGCCGGUGCAAGUAUCGCGACAUGGUGGGAAUUGCGCCAAAGGAACAAACGUGAAGAAGGACAGGGCUCAAACUCGAGUGGAAGAGGCGCCGGCGUAGAUGAGAUCUACUUGGUCUUCGCCUCUUUGGGCCAACGUUUGAUGGCGCUUGACGUGAUCAAUUACGAUGCUUUGCCACAGGCCCUCGCAGCUGUCAAGGUUGCGAUGGACAUUUCCGAGGAUGCUCUCACUUUUGAGUUGGAGCGUCUUGAUCCCAUUCUUCAGUAUCUCAUUGCCUGCGCCUUUAUGUUCUGCGCGGCUUGUCAUCCCAUGCCUAUCUACUACGGAUAUGGCUGCGGAGUUAUGAACGACACAAACUGGAGCAACCCUGAGAACCCGACCUAUUGGAAUCUAGACAUCGAUCAGGCCAUAGCCUAUCUGAAGAGUGUUCCUCACCCUUUUCAAUUGCUCAAGAAAUCGCCUUCUCGCAUUGGACACAGCGAACCGUACUAUGAGAAGUAUGACAAGAAAACUUUGAAAGCCGAGGCUGCGGUUGUUGCGGAUAUCUUCAAACAGAUUGAGAAAGUCGGAUAUCCACAGCCACUACCGCCAAACGACGGAAUUCGCAUCAACACAUGGAGUAUGCCCUUUGCUACGUAUGGCGGUUCAGUCAUUUAUGCCAACGUCGGCCACGACACUUCACCCAUCAUGACUUGGCAGCUGGACCCCGGGCGGUUUCUGUACGCGUGGACUAUCGGCGAGCGUGCUGACCUCCGACCCGGAGAGGCAGUUUUGCUGCAGGAUGAGCAUAUUGGAGCGUUGGCAUCUUGGCUAGAGGGGUUGAAUGGAAUCACUUUCAAGGUGCUUUUGGAUUCAGACCUUGACUGGUCUAAGAUCAAGCUCAAGUCUUCAACGAAAAAGUUUUGUAUGGCACAAUCUGGGGAUGAGUACAAUAUCAGAGGUAUCCCCGAUGUUAUUGUGCGGAAUCCUGAUCCGACAGCACUUUUGGCUGCAAGACUUGAUACGCUUCACAUGGUGUCAGUUUCGGUGCCUUUUACCACAGCGAAGGAACAAGCUACGACUUCACAAGCAACAUCAUCUCCUACUCCUAGCUCUCCUCAAUCACCUAGAGUUUUCAGCUCUCCACCUGCAUCACCACAAUCACAGUCUACUAUGUCCCCAUCAUCAAUGCCAGCAAAAACGGCCCAGACCGAGUUUCACCAACAACCCCAAGUCCAAGCGACGUUACCUUGGGUCGAUUCUACGCCAAUGAUACAAACCAGCCCCCAGGCUUCUAUACCAUACAAUGCUGCCUCGGAUCCUUUCACUCCUCUUCCAACAGGAUGGGAGUGUCGACUCACUCCUGAAGGACAGAUUUAUUACGUCAACCACAACGAUCAAACCACGUCAUGGACUAAACCUAUCGCUCCCGCACUUGCUUCGCUGCCACCUGGAUGGCAGGAAAUGCACUCACCAGAUGGGAGACCUUACUACGUCGACCACAAUACCCAAACUACGUCUUGGGACCGACCACCGCCUACUGAGCCAACUCUGCCGACUUAUCAGUCCGUCAGUGGAAGGAAGCCUGUUUCUCUCAGUACGGCGAGUACCAUGUCCAGCAUGCCCACUUCUGAUAAGCGCCCAUCUACGAGCAUGCAUUCAGAGGCUACAACAAUCGUGAGCAAUUCUCAGCAAAGUCGUGUCAAGCUGAACAACUACUCCAACCCUUGCCCUCAAAGACCGCGACAAUUGCUCAACCCUUAUUUAUAUCCCGUACAGGGGAAGACGGCGUGCUGGGUAGUAGAUGUUCCCGUUACGCCCGACAUUUAUCAAAAGCUACCAGCUGAUCAAUAUGAGACGUCAUACAUCAGACAUACCGCGCUCGCAGGUCAAACUACAGAUCUCCAAAAGCUAGAAUAUUCACUCCGCCAAAGGGGCCGCACUGAGCUUGUCAUCGGCUUGAAUUUGCACAAUGAGUCAACCUUCAAGCGCGAGGUCAUCAAUGCCCAGUUGAUAAAGUCUCUCGGAAGCAUCUUAGAAGUACUACGAACACACUCAUUUUCGCGGGAGUUCAAUGAAAGAUGCAACGGCUCACCGUUGUCUGGCAUUGUUGUUUGCAUUCUGAUUCACCAAGAUCGCAUGAAAGAUGUCCCAUGGCUGCGCCAGACUGGCAUCAGCUUCUUCUGGGAUAUUCCUUCUUCCGUACCUAUCAGUGACAGUAAGAAGGGCAAUGGUCAAUUCUACGACGAUACUCACAAAGCCACCCGCAAGAUCCUCGGUAAAGAGGUAAAAUUAAAUCUAAAUGAGUACACGACCACCUUCCAUCUACAAGACUGGGAAAGAAGUCAUGGACUAAUGCCCGAUGUCGUCUCUGGUGCAGAUCCAGUACAAGUUGUGCUAUGCUCGACAUAUCGCUCAUGGACAGGAUCUUACGCUGCAGACUCUUUGAAGCAUGUUUGCAACUUACUCGAUGCCAGAUUGUGUAUUUCUGUGCCAGGUGGAACGACUAUUACCGGUUCUUCCCUUGAGAAACAAUGGCAGCUUUCACAAUACAGGAGGAAACCAGCUGAGUCAGGGCAAGAUGCCCAUUGCGAGGAGUAUAUAGGAUGACUGGAUAUUAGGCAGCAGUCUGUCGCAUUAAAGCUGGAAGCAAACACAGACUUGAAUAUAAUACAAAGCAAUAGAGAAAGGUUCAUCCUGAC
Molecule: messenger RNA, 2729 nt
Organism: Fusarium oxysporum Fo47
Lineage: Eukaryota; Fungi; Ascomycota; Sordariomycetes; Hypocreales; Nectriaceae
Product: WW domain-containing protein
Exons: 2
Coding region: 1-2637 (878 amino acids)
Biological process (GO): apoptotic process; regulation of cell population proliferation; hippo signaling
Molecular function (GO): molecular adaptor activity; protein binding
Source: RefSeq, a predicted model, not a curated record